AUUUAUUUCAUUUCCUCACGUGUGAUAUACAGUUAUUUCCAAGCCAAGUAAUUAUUUUAAAAACUAUUGAAAGAAACGUUUAUUAUCGAUAUCAUAAAACGAGCAUAUAUCCUCAUGAAUUAACGAAUCGCGAUAUCAAGAUCCAUCCGCCUGCGCCUCCUGAACUAACUCCAGCAGCGACACACACACAGCGUGCUCCAGCUGCAUACCUCAGGACUGUGAGCCCGUCUCCCGCUUAAAUACAACCCUCAAACUCACUGGAGGAGCUCAAACAAGACUCGAAGCCUCGAUAGUUGUGCGUGUGGUGACUAAAUAUGAAGGUUAAAGUUCAUUCAGACGCUGAUUCGCAGACACAGAGUUGCUCCAGCAGUGAUGAGGAGGGAACAAACAGCGACAACCAGUUUAUCGUCGUCAAGCUUGAAGAUGAAGAUCCAGAAACCGAGAUGGAUCUGAGUAUAUUCGCCCCUGUCGAGUCCUCGGAGUGUGAGGAAGAGGAGGAUGAAGACGACGAUGAUCUUUCCGAGUCCGGCAGUGUUUCUACCUGGAGAAUGAAAAACACCCGGGAGCGAGAUAACCAGGAGGAUCCUUCCAGGAGAAGUUUAACAGGACAGCGGAAGAGCCGACAGACCUCUCUAUCUGAGCAGAGACACAAGCAGAGUCUGGACUGCAGUGUGGCAAACAGGGACGUGGAUGUCGGACUCCCGUCUGAGAAUCACACAUUUUACCAAGCUGCGCCUCCGUCUGAUUCAGCCUGUCGAGGUCCUGUAGAGACGUCUGGACUGGGCACAGCCAUCAGCCCUUUAGCUGCCAUGGAGCCUCCUGUAUUUCCAAAUGCACCAGUACAGAGCACAUCUGUCGUCGGGGAGGAUCAGCAGAAUAUACUACUUGAGGUCCUGAACCAUUGUAGGUUCCUGCAUGCAGCAGUGCAGAGGCUUGAACAGAAGAUCGACAGACAGAUGUCAAAUGAGCCAUUAUAUGAAAGAAGCUCAGCGAUGCUGAAGAAUGGUCCAAAGAGAAGGGCGUCUCUGCGUGUUGAAGAAGGGCAGAUGUCCUGGUCUUUGGCCCAGAGACUUGAUCCACCAGUCCAGAGAAACCCACGCUGGAUCCCUCCCUGGAAACGAGGGCUGGACAAGGCAGACCUUCAGCAGGCUGACAACAGCAGCCCUCAGCCAGGCAAACCUCCCGGUGUAGGACGAGGCAGGGGACGAGGCAGGGGCAGGGGAAGAGGCAGAGGACGGGGGCGCGGUAACGGAUCCCAGCGUCAGUCUCAAACUCCUGAUCCUGCCUCACUCAUCUCAAAGCCCAAUGGAGAAGAGGUCUGCACUGCAUCCACAGAAGACCCACAGCCGUCCCAGGUAAUGAAGGAAGGCUGUCCGGCUGACACGGUCUCAAAGCGUCAGCAGAAAAGAAAGAAAUCCUUUACUCAGGUGGACGGGGAGGAUGUUCAACUGGAGAAGAUGCCCAACAGUAAAGAGGCCACACUUGAAGUUCAGGUUGACCAAGUAAUGAUUGGAAGCCCCUUGAGGAAAGUCUGGAUCCCUCUGUCUGUGUACAAGGAGGUGUUUAAGCAGGCGGAGCCCCAGAAGGCAGUCGUGCCGGUGCUCCACGCUCUCUUCCCCAUCAGCACACUGUCCUGCAGUGCAGUCACAGGAAACCCUGCAAAAGGCAUCCAGCAACUCGACCCCAACAAAAUAGAAGCCCUUCGAGAGUUUCUUGCUGAGAUGUACCCACAGUUUGACGUUGGUGUGAGGGGUGUGACGUGGGCACAGUGUCUUGGAGUGAUAAACAACAUCAACAAAGACCUCAAGAAACAAGUGGAAAAAACAUCACACCUGCCAACAGAGGGCAGUUGCACAAGUAAUGAUUGUUCAUACUCCUGAAGAUCUGACACUCAUACUCGCUCGAUGUGCAACAACGUAACCAGUUACAUUCACUUCAAUCGAUCAUCUGAACUGAUAGUGUUCAUAACUGACUGUUUUGACAACAGCCGUCUUUUGUUCUCUUCUAUUGCUGCUGAGUUCAGUGGAGAGAGGUUUUGGAUGUGUAAUAUAUUAACAAAUCUUCUGUUCUUAAUAAAUUUGUAUAUUAACUUUAAUUUUUGUUUAAACAUAUGUUAUUGUACAUUUUAUAUAGCCAAAUAAAGACUUUUUCAGA
Messenger RNA from Carassius carassius (crucian carp), 2154 nucleotides. RefSeq names its product germ cell nuclear acidic protein-like. The coding region runs from base 315 to 1880 and encodes 521 amino acids. The transcript is spliced from 10 exons. The record is from RefSeq and is a predicted model, not a curated record. Gene Ontology annotation, molecular function: DNA binding. Lineage: Eukaryota; Metazoa; Chordata; Actinopteri; Cypriniformes; Cyprinidae.